AUGAAGAGUAACAUGAGUGUGAAUCCUUCAUAUUUCCAGUUCUCUCUGUUUGCAGAUUAUGGGUCCCUCAGAUAUCUGUUCUUCAGUCUGUGUCUGCUGAUCUACAUGACUAUAAUCUCUGCUAACGUUGUGAUUGUUCUGGCAGUGUUCCUGGACAAGUCUCUGCAUCAGCCCAUGUAUAUUUUUAUCUGCUGUCUGUCUGUAAACUCUCUGUACGGCUCAGCCGCCUUCUUCCCCAGGUUUCUCAUGGACAUUGUGUCUGAUGAUCAUUUCAUUCCCAGAGCAGCUUGUUUCACUCAGGUUUAUGUUGUUGGAACUUAUCUGACACACGAGCUAACUCUCCUCGUCAUCAUGGCCUAUGACAGAUUUGUUGCUAUUUGUCAGCCUUUACACUAUCACAGUAAAAUGACAGCUAAGACGGUGCUCUGUCUGAUCAUUAUUUCAGUUCUCUAUCCGGUAUUUCUUGGUGGAAAUGUAAUACAUCAACUCCUCUCUAUUCCGUUUUGUGGCAAUAAGUUGCACAAGAUUUUCUGCGCUUACAGACCUUUGUUGCGGCUGUCAUGUGAGGACACAACAAAGAGGAUUAUUUUGGGUGAGACUCUAAGUAUGACAACAGUCUUCAUCACAAUGUCCUUUAUCCUCUACACCUACCUGCGCAUCCUGCUGGUCUGCAGGAGAGGCUCGUCUGACGUCAGAGGAAAGGCCUUACAGACCUGCCUGCCUCACAUAGUCUCAUUUGUAAAUUACUGCAUCUCAUGUUACUGUGACUUUGCACUGACUCAACUGAGGUUGGAUCAGAAAAAUACAUUAGUAAUAGUUGUUUUAUCUCUGGAAUAUCUGAUCAUUCCUCCCAUCAAUAACCCUCUAGUUUAUGGUCUGAGUCUGCCCCAGAUCAGAGGAGUGAUCUUUAGACGUUUAAGGUGUUGCAAAGUCAUUAUUGCUGUGAAACCAAAACCCAAAGAGUCACAGAAAGGCAAAGAAAGCAUAAAAUAA
Cheilinus undulatus (humphead wrasse) is the source of this 993-nucleotide messenger RNA. RefSeq names its product olfactory receptor 10J5-like. The record is from RefSeq and is a predicted model, not a curated record. Gene Ontology annotation, molecular function: olfactory receptor activity. The coding region runs from base 1 to 993 and encodes 330 amino acids. NCBI's taxonomy places the organism in Eukaryota, Metazoa, Chordata, Actinopteri, Labriformes, Labridae. The transcript has a single exon. Gene Ontology annotation, biological process: G protein-coupled receptor signaling pathway. Gene Ontology annotation, cellular component: membrane.